Molecule: messenger RNA, 2823 nt
Organism: Nerophis lumbriciformis (worm pipefish)
Lineage: Eukaryota; Metazoa; Chordata; Actinopteri; Syngnathiformes; Syngnathidae
Source: RefSeq, a predicted model, not a curated record
AUGAGUGAGACAGAAGAAGAAAAGAGUUCCGCAGCACUAAGGGAAAAGGGAAACAACCUUUUUAAAGCCGGGGACAUGCAGGGUGCUGUGUGUUGUUACACGAGAGCACUGAAGUUGAGUGACAACAGACAAGAGAGUGCUGUACUUUACCGCAAUCGUUCUGCAUGCUACUUGAAGCUGGAGGAUUAUAACAAAGCAGAGACGGAUGCCUCAAAAUCCCUGGAAACUGAUCCAGGUGAUGUGAAAGCCAGAUUUCGGAGGGCACAGGCUUUUCAGAAACUUGGACGUUUUGACCAAGCCUUUGUGGAUGCGCAGAAGUGUGCCCAGCUUGAGCCCAAAAACAAAGCAUUCCAAGACCUCCUCAGACAGUUGGGGGCACAAAUUCACCAAAAGUCUCUACAACUAAACUCCACAGAUGCACGUGUGCAACAGAUGUUCUCUCUCCUUGUAGAUCCAGCUGUAAAAGAUUCUGACCGGCUAAAGGCUGCCCAGAAUCUAGUGGUGUUAUCCAGGGAGGAUGCCGGAGCAGAGCAGAUAUUCCGUAACGAUGGCGUGAGGUUGAUACACCAACUCCUUCAGUCAAAGCAGGAGGAUGUUGUCCUUUCUGCUCUAAGGACUCUGGUUGGCUUGUGUACAGAUCAUCAGUCCAGGACCAUGGCAAUAGUGAAUGAACUUGGCAUGGAGCAACUAUGCAAAAUAAUGGGAUCGGGAGGCCCGUCCGUUUCUCUGGCAACCUGUCACUUGCUGCAGGUGAUGUUUGAAGCUCUCACAGAGGGCAUGAAAAGGGAAGUCAGGGGAAAGGAAGAAGCCAUACUUCUUGAACCAUCCAAGGAGCUUCGUUCAAUGUUUCAUCACCUCCUGGAGAUGAUGCCAGCAUCAAAUGUGUCAGGACCAGGCAGAGAUAAUGCCAUCAAUCUUUUAGUCAAACAAGUACCCCGCAAAUCCUUAAAAGUCCCAGACAACUCUCUAACACUGUGGGUAAUAGACCAAGGACUGAAGAAGAUUUUGGAGGUGGCCGCAUCAGUGCCUGAGCUCUCAGAAGGGCCAGCACUCACAGAGAACUCCCACAUGAGCUGUGCAGUCUUGCUAAACAAGCUUUAUGAUGAUCUUCAAAGUGACAAGGAACGGGAGAACUUCAACAAACUAUGUGAAGACUACGUUCGACAACACUUCAACCAGACGGGCCUUAACGGCAAGCUGCGAGCCAUCCAGACCGUAUCUGUACUCCUCCAAGGCCCAAGUGAUGUUGGCAACCAAACCCUGGAGAUGUCAGGAAUGAUGGAUGCAGUUAUAUCAUUGUGUGCAUCUGAAGAUGUAAUUCACCAGCAGGUUGCAGUGGAGGCUCUUAUUCAUGCAGCAGGUAAAGCGAAGAGGGCUUCCUUCAUCACAGCCAAUGGAGUAACACUUCUGAAGGACCUCUACAAGAAAAGUGAGAAUGACAGGAUACGUGUGAGAGCCCUGGUGGGUUUGUGCAAGCUUGGAUCAGCUGGGGGGACAGAUUUUAGCAUGAAGCAGUUUGCAGAAGGAUCUACACUAAAGCUCUCCAAACAGUGCAGGAAGUGGCUUUGUAAUGAGUCUCUGCCUCCUACAUCCCGUCGGUGGUCGGUGGAAGGUCUCGCCUAUCUCACCUUUGAUGCUGAUGUGAAAGAGGACUUGGUUGAAGACAAGACUGCGCUUCAUGCUAUGUUUGAACUUGCAAAGUCUGAGGACAAAACAGUGCUCUUUGCUGUUGGCUCCACUCUGGUGAACUGCACCAACAGCUAUGAGGUGGAAAAGCCUGAUCCGCAGAUGGUUGAGCUGGCCAAAUAUGCAAAGCAGCACGUCCCAGAAGAGCAUCCUAAGGAUGCAGCUUCCUAUGUAGAGAAGAGACUAAUGAAGCUGCUGGAAGCUGGAGUGGUUUCUGCAUUAGUAUGCAUGGUCAAACAUGAAAGUCCUGCUCUUACAGAUGCUUGCAGAGAAUGUAUCGCCAGAGUGUUUUUGGCCUUGGUGGAAAGACAAGAAGAUCGAGGCAGAGUUGUGGCACAGGGUGGAGGAAAGGCUCUCAUCCCACUUGCAUCUGAAAACACAGAUGUAGGAAAAGUAAAAGCAGCACAAGCACUUUCCAAAAUUACUAUUACAUCCAAUCCAGAGAUUGCUUUUCCAGGAGAAAGGAUGUAUGAGGUUGUCCGCCCCCUUGUCAGUCUCUUAAAUCUUGAUUGCACCAUGCUACAGAACUUUGAGGCACUCAUGGCUUUGACCAACUUGGCCGGAAUCAGUGAGAGACUCAGACAAAAGAUAAUAAAGGAGAAGGCUGUGCCAAAAAUUGAAGGCUACAUGUUUGAGGAGCAUGACCUGGUCCGAGCAGCAGCUACAGAAUGUAUAUGUAACCUCAUUCUGAGCACAGAGGUGCAGAAGCUGUUCCUCGCCACUGGGAAUGAUCGUCUUAAGCUUCUUGUGCUGUACUGUGGUGAGGAGGAUGAAAGGUUGAGAAAAGCUGCAGCAGGAUCACUGGCCAUGCUGACUGCCGACCAGCCUGAGCUUUGUGCUCGCAUCACCACAACAACCACUCACUGGCUGGAGAUCCUGCAGGCACUGCUACUCAGUGAAAUAUCCGACUUACGUCAUCGUGGUGCCGUCAUUAUAUUUAACAUGAUGCAGGCUGAGAAGAGUCUAGCAGAGACACUCAUUGAGAGUGAGGUUCUGGAGAUUCUUUCUGUUUUGGCAAAAGGAGGACAGAGCACACCAGAACCUGCUUCGAAAGUAGCUCAGAACUGCUUAGAAAAGGCGAUGGAGUAUGGCAUCAUUAUGAGUAGAGAGGGAAAGGAAGAGCCAGGAAGAAAUUGA